This is a messenger RNA of Periconia digitata, 1179 nucleotides long. The record is from the annotation of a GenBank genome assembly. NCBI's taxonomy places the organism in Eukaryota, Fungi, Ascomycota, Dothideomycetes, Pleosporales, Periconiaceae.
CACUCAACUAUGGACUCUGAUUCUCCUAGUCGAAAAUGGAAAAUCGACCACAUGGGAAGAGUAGACCGGACAAGUUUCCUGGCAAUAUUAUUCACUUUUAUGACCGUCCCUUCAGUUGCAUGCUCUCUUCGAAUCAUCUUCCGCACCGGAACCAAGAGAUUGUUUAAAUGGGAUGAUGGCUUUGUAGUCAUUGCUACAGUCUUCCUCAUCACUGCAACUGCCUGCUACUAUCGCUUAACCGAUGCAUUCUACUUAAUUGAAGCAAAGACGACAACCCCGGAUUUCGACCUCUCCCUUGCAGAGACUCAGAAGAUUUCUGGAAACGGGCCUACCAUCUUGCUCAACUUUGCUCGCUGUCUGCUCACGGCGGCGAGUUUUUCGAUCAAGGCAUCGUUUCUUGCCGUCUUCCGUCCGCUGGUUCGACAUGUUUCCUUGCCGCUGGAAUAUUACUUUAUCUUUUCGGUGAUCUAUAUUCCAAUAUGUUUCACCUUUAGAGUUUCGCUGGCUUUCAUAAUCUGCCGAGGGAAUCUUGCAGAUCAAUAUCAAUGUCUUCGAACACAGCAGUACCUUUAUCUAGGGCUACUGUGUUUCUUCGAUAUCAGCACGGAUAUCGUGGUCGUCAGCAUACCCAUCUUCAUACUUCGCCUAGCGAACUUGGACAUGUACCAAGGGCUCCGUAUAGGUUUCUUUCUAUGUCUAUCCAGCGCAAUGAUUAUCAUCGCCGCCGUGCGAACUUCAUCGAGCUUAGUCCACGUUGUCAACGGCAAGCAAGAAGCCAGCAUCAUCUACACCACUCUCCUAAUCCAGAUAGAAAGCGGCGUUGCUGUUCUAAUGGGCUCGAUCUCUGCUCUUCGAACUGUGUUUACAGGGGCGCAGCGAGAUGAUAACGGACGGGCUCAAUCGAUAUAUCGGAAAGUACUUGUGAAACUUUCUCUCUCGAAGGGUUCCGAGGUUUCAACACAUGAUGCGGAACACGCCGUCCGUAUGAGCACUCACAAAAAUAGCUUGGUGACCAUGACGUCGUCGAGGUCGUGGAAAGACUUGUUUGGCCGAUCCGAUCGAGAAUCCGGUCAAGGCACGGACAACUCUACAUCGAAUGCACAGCUGGAUACACUUACAGAGUACCACGCAUUUGUUUACGCAACUCCUCAGAACAAAACACAGUCCCCCUCGGAGUGA